Rubroshorea leprosula is the source of this 1016-nucleotide messenger RNA. NCBI's taxonomy places the organism in Eukaryota, Viridiplantae, Streptophyta, Magnoliopsida, Malvales, Dipterocarpaceae. The record is from the annotation of a GenBank genome assembly.
GUCUUGAUUCUUUGGAGGGGGAGAGAAGAGGGUGGUUGACAGAGGGUUUUAGAAUAAGGAUGGGGGAAGGAAAAAGGCUUAGCUUCUGGUGGGAUCAUUGGUGUGGGGAAGGGUGUCUUGCUAAUAAGUUUUCAAGAUUAUAUUUGUUAUCAGCAGGUAAAGAGAACACGUGCCACCAAAUGGGCAAUGCUAGCAAUGGCUCAUGGAAAUGGAACUUAAAAUGGAGAAGGAAUUUGUAUGAGUGGGAAGCUGCCGAAGCCAUGGAACUUCAAAAGAUGAUAGAAGAUGAGAAGAUAUCGGAAGGUGUCCCCGACAGAUGGAAGUGGACUCACGACAAGAGAGGCCAAUAUUCAACCAAAACUGCUUAUUCUCUUCUAACAUUGGAGCAGGGGGAAGUGAAUGAAGCAAAGACUUUCAAAAGAAUAUGGAACCCCAGUUUCCCUAGUAAAAUUUCAGCUUUCAAUUGGCAAUUACUUUUGAAUAGAAUACCAACCAAGGCUAAUUUGCUAAGAAGAGGGGUCAUUAAAGAUGCGACAGAAGCUAAGUGUGCCCUUUGUAAUGAAGAAGAAGAGGAUUCUACUCACUUGUUCUUGAACUGCAAAAUUGCAAGAUGGGUGUGGAUGGCUUGCUCAAAAUGGUGGGGGACCAACAUCACAGUGAACAGGGAUUGCUGGAAUACUUUCCAACUCAUUGGGAAGGGCACUAAAGGAUCAAACAUUAGAGAAUGCAUGGAUUGUAUGUGGAAAACUGUUGUGUGGUCCAUGUGGAAAACUGUUGUGUGGUCCAUGUGGAUUGCUAGAAAUCAGAAGAUCUUCCACAAUAAAGAGGACAAAGAGAUAAAUCUGGGAAAACUUUUCGAACUCAUCCAAAUGAGAUCCUUCCUAUGGAUUAAAGCAAAAAAGGAAAGGUAUGCCUUCAAUUUGACGGAUUGGCUAAUUAAUACCGCUCAGUGUUUGAAAAGUACAGUGGGUUCACGAAGGUUGCAUUGAGCAGAAGAAGAAAUUGCAAAAGAGGGU